Messenger RNA from Epithele typhae, 1455 nucleotides. RefSeq lists its product as uncharacterized. Lineage: Eukaryota; Fungi; Basidiomycota; Agaricomycetes; Polyporales; Epitheliaceae. The transcript has 4 exons. The coding region runs from base 1 to 1455 and encodes 484 amino acids. The record is from RefSeq and is a predicted model, not a curated record.
AUGGCCCAGGACCGCGGCUCGGAGCCGAACAUCAGCGUUGCCGACGACUCUGAGGACGACUUUUCCGACGAGACUGAAGACGACUGGAACGUCGAGCGACCUCCGCCUUCUGGUCCAGCAUGGGCUCCCCAAGCGCACUUGUAUGCUGUUGCUCACAUGGAUCCCGUCUCCAUGGUCCAGCAUCUCAAUGAUCCGUUCGCCCUGGAGGCGGCGCAACAGCUGGCACUUCGUACCAAAACGUAUCUCAUCUACAUCGACCAUGUAUGCGGUUUCCUCCCCACCUUCUUAUUCGCUUACAUGAACUCGUCCUUCCAGUGCCUCGCUCUACCCUUAGGUGUCGAACGAUGGUUCCUUUUCCAGGUGACUGGGAUCGCGACCACGCCCCCGCCUGCGUGCGAAGCGGAGAACCGCGGCCCAGAAGUCUGCGUGCCUAUCUUUCCCAGCGACACGCACCCUACCGGACGUGCGCCUCUCAGGACCGAACCUACCCCCUUUCCGUUCCCCAACUGCUUUCAUUGGGCACUCGAUGCUAUGUCGGUCCGCGUCUUACCUCGCACCGAGGGCUGGAACGACAGCAAGGCUAUCCGGCUCACUGGUCUCUCGCAAGUCGUGAUGGGAGUUUAUUGGCAGUACGACGAGUUCCGGUGUCGGGACCCGACUCGAGCCUAUAAAAUGCAGGAAAAGCUAGCGCGAUCCGAAAGGGUCCUCGGCAAGAAGCUCCAGGAGUCGGCCUCUUCUCGACCGGGAGAUGAGAAUGAAGACGUUCCUGCAGACUCCGAGGAAGAGCCUGAAGAGGAGAGUGACGAUGAAGAAUGUGAUGUCGACGACACUUGCGACGACCAGAGGAGUGCGGGACGCCACCUUGUAGAGGGUCGCAGUGAGCCAGACGCGAAUCCCGAACACGCCGCCGAAGCCCCCCUCCCUCUUACCGACGUCUUUCUUCCGAAUCUUGAUGAAGAGGAGGAAUACAUGCCAAUUCUGCAAAUGAAGUAUGAGCUGACAGAGUACAUCAGACGAGAAGACAUACCGGAUCCCUCUGGGCUGUAUGCGGAGAGAGACGAAAUCGUGCGAAUAAUCAAGGAGUCGUACGCUCGUAGCUUCGCCGUGUACACCCACGAGCCUGAGACCUCAGAGACGAACCAACCGAAGGCUUCGGAGACGGCCGAGCCUUUGUCUGUCCAGGACGCCGAGUUUGUUUCUCCGGAUCGGGACCGUGCUUCUGCCUCGUGUUCGAACGGCACCUCCUCUGACCACGGCAGCGUUGCCAUCGAGAACAUCGAGUCCCCCACCAUCAAAGACCGUGUGGGCGUCCAGGCGCGUGAGAGCGUAUCGCCUGUAGUGAUGCCAGUGCCGUCGGCAGAGCAAGAACGAUCCGAGAAGCGCUUGCGGAAACUCUGGAGUGUCGCCAAGAAGCGUUUCCGUCGCAUGUUUUCUCGCUUUCGCGUAUGGCCUUAA